AAAUUUAACGACAUUGCGAAGCAUUAGUUAUUGUUGUUAUGUAAUCUAUAGAGUUAUUCACUUGGAUUUAUCCUUAACCUAAAAAUGUGGGAAAAAAUCAUCUUUGACUGCGGUACUGUCUGUUGUGUGAUUCUAACCUAAAAAUUUAUCAUGGCUGAUACAGAUCAAGAUGUAACAGAUCGUGGUGAUGGUGAUAAUUUAAAAACCGACAAGCUAUUUACUUUGAAGAAAUGGAAUGCUGUGGCUAUGUGGAGUUGGGAUGUCGAAUGUGAUACAUGUGCUAUUUGUCGAGUUCAGGUUAUGGACGCGUGCUUACGAUGUCAGGCAGAAAGCAAGAAGGACUUUUACGGACGACAAGACUGCGUGGUCGUAUGGGGCGAGUGUAACCAUUCGUUUCAUUACUGUUGCAUGUCCUUGUGGGUGAAGCAGAACAAUCGUUGUCCAUUAUGUCAACAGGAAUGGUCCAUCCAAAGAAUGGGAAAAUAACGAUGCGAAUAGGACACCUAUAUUAUAUUUCAUCAUUAAACAUUUUGUUUUUUUCUUUUUAAAAUAAUACUAUGCCUCUCUUUUUCAUUUGUUUUCUUUGCCUACGCACCAUCUUUUGUCUAAUUUUUAUUUUUCGUUCAAUUAUCAAUAUUACUUGUAUAAAACUCCGGCGUCCAUCACAUUCUUUGAAUGUAAUUAUAUAGAUUUCGCAAAAUAUCAGUAA
Vespa mandarinia (Asian giant hornet) is the source of this 709-nucleotide messenger RNA. Its product is annotated as RING-box protein 2-like. NCBI's taxonomy places the organism in Eukaryota, Metazoa, Arthropoda, Insecta, Hymenoptera, Vespidae. The record is from RefSeq and is a predicted model, not a curated record. Gene Ontology annotation, molecular function: zinc ion binding.